AUGGCGAUGAACGUAAGGAAAGCAGAUGUAUUUUAUGAACGUGCUGAUUUUUGCGAUCUGUACCUUCGGCCUGUAACGUACGCAAACAGCAGUGAAUAUCUCGCUCGGAUAGCAGGUCCUGAGUGUAUUUUGAAGCCUCCUCUGAAUCUGCUGGGUCAGCAGCAACCUCAGACCUUCCAGCCUGUAUCUCCUGCCCAGGCAGUUGGCCCAGCACCGGUUCUGAUGCCCCAAGACCCCCUGGCUUUCCCUCUUUGCAGUGCCUUUUCUGCCAAACCUCCCCCACACGUGCAGCUGCUUCAAAACCUGGCCAUCACAGUGCCCCCCAUCUCCAGCUCCAUGCCCCCAGAGAUCGAGUGCCAGGAAACAAGCAACGAUCAGGAUGCUACUCUAGAGGAGCUCUGUAGACCUCUAUACUGUAAACUGUGCAAUGUGACACUUAACUCAGCCCAGCAGGCACAGGCACACUAUCAGGGCAAAAAUCACAGCAAGAAGCUGAGAAAUUUUUAUGCUGGCAGUCAGCAGCCACCCCCUAUACGAGUACCUGAGGACGUAGAGCCAGUUUCACAGCAGUCCCUCUCUAGUCCACCUACAGAGAUUGGCACUGCAAUGGGCAAGCUGCCGUCUUUCACUGGCCUCAGCAGGGUUAUCCUGGCCACAGAAAAUGACUACUGUAAGCUUUGUGAUGCCUCCUUUAGCUCACCCGCUGUGGCUCAUGCACACUACCAGGGCAAGAACCACGCCAAGCGGGUGCGGCUGGCCGAAGCCCAGAACAACACCAGCGCUUUAGAUGCAACAGACCUCACGCUGAAGCGCUCUAGAAAAGAAGGGAACGAGUACAGACUCAACAAGAACCGCAGGACAAACAUGAACACAGCUGUACCAGGGCCAUACUUCAACCCACGGCCGAGGCAGCGAAUCCCGCGGGACCUUGCCAUGUGUGUUACUCCCAGCGGACAAUUCUACUGUUCAAUGUGCAACUCGGGCGCCAGCGAGGAGGCUGAUUUCCGUCUGCACCUAGAGAGUAAGCAGCACAAGAGCAAAGUGUCUGAGCAGCGCUACCGCAGUGAGAUGGAGAAUCUGGGCUACAGCUAA
Molecule: messenger RNA, 1092 nt
Organism: Trichomycterus rosablanca
Lineage: Eukaryota; Metazoa; Chordata; Actinopteri; Siluriformes; Trichomycteridae
Gene: zmat3
Product: zinc finger, matrin-type 3
Exons: 6
Coding region: 1-1092 (363 amino acids)
Molecular function (GO): zinc ion binding; nucleic acid binding
Source: RefSeq, a predicted model, not a curated record